GCCACGUCCCGCUCGGGCGCCGGCUCCCGCCCGGCGGCGUCUGUGGGCGCGGGCCAUGGCGUUCACGCUGUACUCACUGCUGCAGGCCUCGCUCCUCAUCCUCAACGCCAUCGCCGUGCUGCACGAAGAGCGCUUCCUCCGACACGUUGGCUGGGGAAGCGAUCAAAGGAUUGGAGGGUUUGGCGAGGAACCAGGAAUUAAAGCUCAGCUAAUAAACCUCAUUCGAUCCAUACGAACCGUUAUGAGAGUGCCAUUAAUAGUGGUGAACUCCAUUACAAUCGUUUUCCUCCUGUUGUUUGGCUGAAGAUUACCCAUCCUGGAAAUCUUUUGGACAUCCAAAGAAGCAAGUCGCUGACUGUCAUCUCUCUCUGGGACCCAGCACGAUUUAAGCUGUCGAUCUGAUGCUCAACUUCAAAUAAUAAAAGACAUUUCCUCCUAGUUACCCUCCUCCCUAACGCUCCCUCAUGGUUUCAUCAAAUGAGAUAAGGGGAUCCAUGCAGCAGUGCUGCGAGUACAUUGGACCAGGACAAGGUCUGUCACCACUGACUAUUUAAGAGGACAUACUGUGAUGUAUCACAGUCAUUGUUGGUGGGAUGUGGCUUUUAAAUGUCUAGUUACUCAGGGAUGAAAUUUCCAUCAGUACACUUCCCAACAUAUAUUUUAAGUUAAGAAAAAUGACAGUGUUUCAGUAUAUUUCAGUUACCACCACCCUACUGUUGAAGAGAACAACAAUUAUUGGAAUGAUAAAUUGUUAAAGUACAGUUGUGACCUUGAGGGAGAUGAAACCAGCUGGGUAAAAUCCUGAUUCGGCUCACCUAGAACAUUCCUGGUUGGAUUGAGACUGGGAUUUUUCUCUUGAUCUUUUAUCAGCUUUUAAAAUCAAUACCAUUUCACGCUCAAGUUGAAAAUAGUUUGCAACUGUUAUACAAAAUCCAUCCCCACCCCACCCCCCCCCCAAAAAAAAAAAAAAGCUGUACCUGAAGCUGGGCAACUCUUGUUAAUUUCAGACUAUCAUGUUGUGUUUGUGAUGAGCAUUUGUAACCAUUCUGUCUGGGCUUGUUAAUACUUUUUUAAUAAUACUGCUUUUCUCUUUUGUGUGUUAAACUUCCACAUGGGGAUUAAGUGUUAUUGGAAGUUGAGAGCCAUUUGUAUUCCAGGCUUCUUGGGAAAACACAGGAUUUCUUUGAUUAAAAAAAACCAAAAACAAAUGUGCAGCUUCUCUUACUGCUGCUUCUUCCCCCACCCUCCAUCUUUCUUUGUUAAAUGAACAACUUCGAAAUGGAAACCAUGGGUGUGACCAUGCAGUUUGGUCACAGAGAAUCUUGCCAACUGCUUUGGUACAGAUGUCGUCCUCGUUAUAGAAUUGUAGAAUUGUUUCAGCUGGAAGAGGCUUUUAAGAAUUUUGUCCCAGCCCUGUCAGUCACUAGACCAUUUCCCUAACUGCAGCAUCAACCUCCAGCCCCUUGCAGUGCCUGACAACCCUUGCAGCAAAGAAAUUCCUCCUCAAAUCCUGCCCGAACCUCCCCUCAGGCAACUUGAGGCCAUUUCCUUUUGUUGUAUUGCUUGUUCCUACGGAGAACAGACUGACCCCUGCCUCGCUACAACUUCCCUUCACUGCUGGGCUAGGUCUGAUGUUACAUAGCAAGGCUGGAUGAAUAGCAGCAGAUUCUCACCUACCUUUAUAGAAAAGUUAGAAGUUUUACAUCUCUUCCUCUGCUGAAAUGUUUUGGGUUAUUUUUAAAGUGGGGAAGAUUAAUGGGAACCUGGUAGUUUCAUUACUUUAAAACAGGUUUUGUUUCUCAUCUUACAACAUCUUAAUGACUAAAGUGUGUGCUGUUGUGUCAAACAAUGAAAAAAAAUUGUAAAUAAAGUCUGGAUUUCUAAGUUAA
This is a messenger RNA of Colius striatus (speckled mousebird), 1889 nucleotides long. It is a transcript of the gene IER3IP1, whose product is annotated as immediate early response 3 interacting protein 1. Gene Ontology annotation, biological process: endoplasmic reticulum to Golgi vesicle-mediated transport. NCBI's taxonomy places the organism in Eukaryota, Metazoa, Chordata, Aves, Coliiformes, Coliidae. The transcript has 3 exons. The record is from RefSeq and is a predicted model, not a curated record. Bases 56 to 304 code for a protein of 82 amino acids. Gene Ontology annotation, cellular component: COPII-coated ER to Golgi transport vesicle; Golgi membrane; endoplasmic reticulum membrane.